Messenger RNA from Ahaetulla prasina, 1469 nucleotides. It is a transcript of the gene FAM185A, whose product is annotated as family with sequence similarity 185 member A. NCBI's taxonomy places the organism in Eukaryota, Metazoa, Chordata, Lepidosauria, Squamata, Colubridae. Bases 154 to 1299 code for a protein of 381 amino acids. The record is from RefSeq and is a predicted model, not a curated record. The transcript is spliced from 8 exons.
UUUGGAGGGGGGGGAAAGCCAACAGGGUGGGCUUGUAAGGCAAGAAUUCUGAUCCAGUUGAUCCCCACCAUAUGCAAAAACUGGGGGGGGGAUUUUAAAUGUUUUUUAAUUUUUUUUUAAAAAAAGCUUCUAGAACAAGGACUCAACAAAACAAUGCAAGGCAGGUUGCCAGGAUGGUGCUACCUGGCGGGCAAGGCGUUAGCAAGGAGCAAUCGUGGUUUGCUGCAAAGGAGAUGGCCCCGCCAAGUGGGCUUUUCGUUCACAAGUGACGCAAACCUGGGUCCGGCUGCAGAAAAGGACCCAAAGCUUAUCAAGGAGUGGACUUUGAUUGUCAGUCCUUUCGGUUUGCUGAAGGCGCGUCUCUCUUGCCACAUUACAGUGGGUCCCCUGGACCCACAUAAGUACCCCGAUUCUGACAAGGUAUUGGUUGCCCUUAAAGGGUGGGAUUCCAAUCCUGCCUCGGAUCUGCGUGUGAAUUAUGACGAGGCCCGGAAGGAGGUGAUGAUAAUCUCCAAUGGUGUGGACGGCACGUCUUCCGUGGAUGUGAGGACCCCUGUAAAAUUUGAUUUGGAUAUCCAGACAUCGGGAAAUGGUUCUGUGAAAAUUGAACAACUGGAAUGUGCUUCCUGCAACGUAGAAACGGAGAAGGGAGCGAGUGUAUUGAAGUCAAUAAAGAGUCAGAAAAUUGAUAUCCGAGCAAAAGGAGGAGACGUUACCUGUUUGGGAACUCUUCAAGGAAAUACUGAUAUUUCUGUAUCACAAGAAAGUAGUGUGAACGUUGAAAAGCUCCAAGGAUCAACCAUUAACAUUACAAGUGAAAAUGGUUUGCUCAAAGCUAAAUAUUUGUACGCCGACUCCUCGUUUCUGACCUCAGCGGCUGGCGACAUCUUACUGGGGAACGUCCAUGGUGAUAUUACCUUGGAGACCAAAACAGGGAGCAUCACCGUCGAUUGUUCUGAAGGAUCUUUAAAAGCUUUUACGCAUCGAGGAGAGAUAAAUGCCUACGUUCUUCGUCAAACCGGAGAAGUAAACCUGGUUUCUCAGGAAGGUUCCAUUAUUCUCAAGGUACCAGCAACUCUUCAAACUUCCUUGACAUUGUCUGGAACGAAGGUGGAAGUCAGUCCAGAGAUCCAAUUACAAGAUAUCCAGACUGCGUCGAGAGAAAAUCGUGUCACGGUGACAGGCCACAUGGAUCAAAAAGACGAAAAAGGAAAAUGUAUUAAAGCUGAGACACAAUAUGGCACAGUCCAUCUCAAAAGUCAAAGCUGGUUCCAAUCUUUGAAACUGAAGAUUCCUUGACAAUACUUACUUUAUGAAUAUAGACAGAACAAUGAAAAGUGACCACUUAAGAUUACACUUCCUAAUAAUAAAAGUGUGAAUGUUACUUCUUUGAAUUGGAGAAAUGUUCAUCUUUUUGAUAAGCUCAUUAAAGAGAGAUCCAAGCUGGAACUAAGGAGAAAUUUCCUAAC